Messenger RNA from Triticum turgidum subsp. durum (durum wheat), 2775 nucleotides. NCBI's taxonomy places the organism in Eukaryota, Viridiplantae, Streptophyta, Magnoliopsida, Poales, Poaceae. The record is from the annotation of a GenBank genome assembly.
AUGUCGCGCCACUGCACGCCGUGGAUGGCAGCGGCCGUGCUAUGCCUGGUGACCAUGUCCGGUGCACCGUUCCUGCCGCGGUGCGAGGGGUGUAGGCAUGACGAGAGGACGGCGCUUCUGGACAUCCACAGCGAGCUCGAAUAUUUCAAUUGGGUAUAUUCGGACUGGAGUAGCACAGAUGAUUGCUGCCGGUGGGAGGGGGUGACCUGCAAUUCCCGCACGGGUCGUGUCACGGCGCUCGACAUAAGUAAACCUGAAUCUCGUAUUUAUUCAGGUUUACUUAACGCGACCAUGUUCCUUCCUCUGCAAGAGCUGCGGAAUCUGUCCCUGAGUAACCUUGGGAUUGAAGGAUGUGUACCUGGUACAGGCUUCGAUGAAUGGUCAAAAUUGCGCAACUUAAAGAUACUAGAUUUAUCGGACAAUCAAUUAAAUGACAGCAGCAUCCUGUCCUUAGUUGCAGUUUCAUCACUACGUUCUGUAUUCCUCAGUGGAAACGGCUUCGGCUACGAUCACUCCAAUCAAAUACUACGAAAACUGAGCGCAAUGAAGCUGAAUACCCUUGAUCUAAGCAGCAAUUUUAUCCACGACACAUUAUCAACAGAUAUUUGCAUUAUGGGAAAUAUUCAAGAGUUACAUCUCAGUGACAACAAUUUCGUUGGAGAGCUUCCGUCAUGCAUGCGAAAUCUAACUUCUCUAAGAAUUUUGGAUCUAUCCAAUAACAGGUUAACAGUAAAGUUCCCCUCUGUAAUCUUUGAAAGUCUCACAUCACUUGUGAAACUUUCCCUCGCCAAUAACCAUCUGCAAGGAGUUCUCUUACUGAGUUCCUUGCCAAGUCAUAAUCAAUUGACAGAUUUGAAGCUUGCAAGUUACGACGGUCAUUUUCAGGUGCAAACUGAGAAUCCAAUAACGAACAUGUCAUCUCGGCUUCAGGUUCUAGUACUGAGGAACUGCAACCUUAACGGAAAUUCCGCCAUUUUACCAAGUUUCUUAUUGAAUCAACAUGGGCUAAUACUCAUCGAUAUGUCUAAUAACAGCCUAAGUGGUCAUUUCCCUACAUGGUUAGUAGAGAACAAUGCCAACCUAGCGUACCUAAAUCUUGGAGGGAACUCCUUUGAAGGAUCUUUUCUUCCUUCUAAAGUACACAUCAAUUUGCUAUGGUUGGAUGCAUCUUGCAACGGGAUGAGAAAAUUACCUAUGGGAAUCAACACCACAUUACCAAAUCUACAGAAACUAAACUUGUCAGGGACUUCUUUGCAAGGUGUCUUUCCACUGGUCUUUGGCUUCAUGCAUAGUCUCGUAUCUUUAGACUUGUCCAACAACAAUUUACUAGACAACAUAGGGGCCGCCUUUGACGGAAGCAUGUCCAACAUCUCUACGUUGAUCCUCUCAGGAAACAUUUUCUAUGGUCCACUCCCUCAAGACAUUCAAUUGCCUUUCAUAAGUUAUCUGGUGCUAAAAGAUAAUAAAAUCAGUGGAGAGAUUCCCCAGAAUAUAUGUGGCAGUAUGCAACUUACCGUGUUUGAUGCUGGGAAUAACGAGUUGAGUGGCCCUCUCCCUACUUGCAUAGACUCACUCUCGGAACUUAACAUAUUGAAUUUAAGAGGGAACUCAUUGGUUGGAAUGAUUCCAUUCGGAUUAUGCAACCUCAAAUAUCUGUUGUUUUUAGAUAUAUCGAGGAACAAUCUGACUGGUCCAGUAUAUUGCUUACCGGAUGCGGCACAUGUUCAUAUAAGUGAAAAUCAAUUAAAUGGAACCUUUCCUGUCCCGUUGACAUUGGGAAAUAGCACUGCUACACAUACAAUGGAUCUACGAGAAAACCAAUUCAGUGGUCUCCUUCCGAAUCUGAUAGGCAUGUUUUUUCCACAACUUAAAGUAUUAUUAUUACAAGGCAAUAUGUUUGAAGGAACAGUUCCAAAUGACAUAUGCAAUUCGAGAUAUUUGCGCCUACUAGAUUUGUCUCACAAUAAACUAUCGGGGCAGCUACCUUUAUGCUUGAGCAGUAUGGGUUUAGAUGAUCAAAAUCUUCCGUUCGAUUAUGGUAUAUUCAACGGACAAGUUUCUGGAACAACUUUAGCUCAAUAUCGUAUAUUAUCUGCUCAAUAUUAUGCUGAGUAUUCGUGGGAACAAGACCAAGAGGAAUUCAUGACCAAGAGAAGACACAACUACUACAAAGGAGGAAUCCUCAACUACAUGUCUGGACUUGAUUUCUCUUCAAACGAGUUGAACGGAUCCAUUCCUGAAAGUCUAGGUAGCAUGAAAUGGUUACGGUCACUGAAUUUCUCCAACAAUUACCUAGAUGGAUCAAUACCGAAGUCCUUCUCGAAUUUGAGUAACCUCGAGAGCUUGGAUCUGUCACACAACAACUUGACAGGACAAAUGCCACAAGAGCUAGUAGCAUUACAGUCCCUUGCGGUAUUCUCAGUGGCAUACAACAACCUGUCCGGUCCGACACCAGGAACAAAGGGGCAGUUCAGCACAUUUGAUGAGAGCAGCUUUGAAGGCAAUCCAUAUCUUUGUGGUCCGCCAUUCCUGGAGAGUUGCUCUAGGGCACGGUCGAUUUCUGAAGGACAUAAUGAUGAUGGAGUUGACAAUAUCAUAAUGUUUGGCUGUUCAACGUUGUUCUACUUGGUUGGUUUCUGGACCUCCUUGGGUCUGCUUUACUUCAAGAGAAGCUGGCGCUGGUCAUGGUUUCUAGCUGUGGAUAGGUUUGGUGACUUUGUAAUGGUUACGUUGGCUAUGUUCAAGGGAAGCAACAGAGUAUUACAAGAUGCUUAG